Ostrea edulis (European flat oyster) is the source of this 1536-nucleotide messenger RNA. RefSeq lists its product as uncharacterized. The record is from RefSeq and is a predicted model, not a curated record. Bases 208 to 966 code for a protein of 252 amino acids. The transcript has 3 exons. Gene Ontology annotation, cellular component: plasma membrane. Gene Ontology annotation, biological process: apoptotic process involved in development; engulfment of apoptotic cell; phosphatidylserine exposure on apoptotic cell surface. NCBI's taxonomy places the organism in Eukaryota, Metazoa, Mollusca, Bivalvia, Ostreida, Ostreidae.
CUGUUUAGAUCUACUUUCAUUUUACAAUGGUGACUGAUCGACAUUCCGGAGUUACCACGCAGCAGUACGGUCUUAUCUUCGUCGAAUGGAUUUUCUUUUGUCGUUUACUAUUUAUAGACGGAUGUACACUGUAAACAUUAAACUUCAACCUAAACCUCGACCAUCCAGAACUCACGAACUGUGACGAAGUCGCAGUUAAAAACAUUCAUGGAGGAUAAACAAGAAGAAACCGUCAAAAACGAAGCUGAUGCAUGCGAAGCAGUGGACGGAAGUGCCUUUGAUAAUAAUUGGCGUUACGUUGCUUCAAUGGUUUCCAUUAUUUUCUUUCUGGUGUCGUUUGAUGCAGACGUUAUUUUGGCUUAUGAGUACCACAGAAGACAGAUGCAUCACGCGUUUAAUGCUACAGCAGCCGUAUUGGUGACUUCCGGUGUAGUGAUAGGAUGCCUGAGCACAGCGUGGUCGAUUCUGAAUGAAAGUUGGACAAGAUAUCGUCCUCUGUAUUUCGUGUGCCUUCUGACCAGAUUUCCGAUUGCAGGAUUCGCAAGAGAUAUAGAUAUAGUGAGUAGAUGGAUCAGCAGGAGAUUUCACACAGAACAACACACAUUUGAACAAGUGUAUAGUGAUGCCAGAAGCAUACGUCUGUACGAUGUACUGAUAGGAAGCACUCCACAAUUUAUACUCCAGACUUCCUACUACAUUGCAGACUCGUCUCAGACCGAUUUGUACCUGGCCUUUUUACGGAGAGUGUCUGCAAUGUCUUCCUAUGGUGUCAUCAUGUGGUCACUGACAGUUUACAUACUAUCAUCGUAUCAAAAACCAGACCCCUCCAAGGAAGACAGGAAAUCCAGCAUCAUGGGAAUAAUACUGGACUUUUUCGCGCGCAAAACAGCUGUUGCCGUGUUCGUCUCCAGUCACGUGGUGUUCGCAUUGACCUAUUACCUCUUCAGUAUUUCCACUACUGUGUAGCUGAUAUUGAAUAUUUGUUUAAUAAAUGAUCGUCUUAUGCUUUGGUACAGUCAACAGAUGUUUGUUUGCCACGAUUGUUUGGACAGUUUUAUUUAUAUAUUUUUACAUUCCACAAUUGUACAAAUGCAUAGUUGUCAUAGAUACUGGUACAGAACUACAGAUAGUUGUAUGUGUCAUUUCGUUACGUAGCUGUCAACUUGUCAUACAUACUGGUAGAGAGAGUUUUACAAUAUGUGUUAUACAUUUUUUUACGUGUACAUUCCACAAAUGUAUACCUGUCAUGCUUGUAACAAGAAUAUUCUGGGUUUUUUUUACAUGCAACAAAUGUAUACUUGCCAUGUUGUGUAGAGAAUAUGAUGUUUAGUUACAUUCUGUAAGUAUAUAGCCGCCAUGCUUUUAGAGGGAGCUUUACAAUGAGUGCCUUAUGUUUUGUUGCCAUGCUUCUUUAGAGAAUAUUUUGUUUUAUUUUUUUACAUUCAACAAAUUUGUAUAUGACUUACUGGUAGAAAAAGUUUCUACACCACAAAUAAAAAAUCCAUUUGAUUUUCCAUUUGGAUAAUGUUAUGAUUA